This is a messenger RNA of Enterobius vermicularis (human pinworm), 1404 nucleotides long. The record is from the annotation of a GenBank genome assembly. Lineage: Eukaryota; Metazoa; Nematoda; Chromadorea; Rhabditida; Oxyuridae.
AUGCCAUCCAAGAAAUACGUGGAUCUAAUCAAUCCUGUAGCUUCGUGUAGCACCGCGUAUCAUAGCGUUAACUUUGGCUAUUCGUCGCCUUCGUCAAUUUGCACAGAUCACUUACUGAACAGCAGUACAUCAAAAGUUUAUACAAAAUUAUACGUUGAUAAGCGGAAAUCGUACUGUUCGUCGUUGUGCGACGACCGUCAGCUGUUAUCCUUGGUUCAUUCAGCUGUAGAAUCCCAUUGUAACCUCAACUGUGCUUCUGAACCAUUCACUGCCCCAAGGGUAUUUCGUCGUUUUCCCAAACGUUCCCUACUCCCCCUAGUUUUUUAUUGGCACGUUAUUUCUGUUGUUACGUGCCUUAUGGUUACGGGUUUUACUGUUCGUGCAAGUGUUUUAAACGACCUUAUGCCAAAUUCUAGUGUUACUCUAUUAUCUACAUUAUCUUCUUCCGUUUAUCAAAAUCCUUUACUUAGGCAUCUAAGAAGUAAGAAUUUGGUUCAACCUGUAUGCCUUGUUUGGACUUCAAAGGCUCCUAAAGAUUUAUGUAAAGAAACUCCACACGUAAGACUAAGAAAGCUUAAAGAAAUGUUUGUUUUUAACAAAGACAGUGAGGAACCGAACAACAUCAAAAUAGCUCAAUUGUUCAAUGUUCAAACUUUGCCGUCAUUAACACCAAAGUCAGAACUUGCAAAACGCUUAAGCCAUCUUAAAGAAGGAGCGGACGGACGUGACUGCAUUGCAGCCUCUGAAAGAUCAAUAUGCGAAAAGUGUUUCAAAAAGUUGGACGUGGCACUUCAGAGCGUUGAUAGAGCUUACGCACAACUGAAUUCGACGCUGCACAGAUUUGACUGUAUGAGAGCAAGCAAUACGGCGACCGCGACAAGGCCUUUUUCGUCAAUUGGCUCCUGUUAUGCCUGCAAGAUUUGGUACCGUUAUUGGUUGCUAGUAAAUUCGCUAAACCUACUACGUAAUCGGCCUUGCUUAGACUGGUGCGAGUACACACAGAGGGCUUGUCCUUAUCUGGCACCUACAAGGUCUGCAGAGUUCGCUGGUCAUCCAAGUUUCCAGUGUCAAGAUCUUCAAAUAGCUGAAAACGUGAAAAACCCAAAUGUUUUUGAUUUGGGAUUUUUUUCUGCUCCUGAAACGCCGAAAUGCGAUUGCUUUCAUCCAUGUGACCUGUUUGGAAAUGUUUUAUUAGUUCCAACAAGUCUUAGAGAGGUGAAGGAACAUUUUUUUUCGCCUAUUCGAUGUAAGGAACGUCAAAAACAGUGUUCUCCAAACAGUAGCAAAAAAAAUUCUGACCUGGAAAAGUUACGUCGUUCAAAGUUGUUGGCUUCAAAACGGCAGCAGUCGGGUAAUGAUGAGAGCAAAGCUCUACUGCAGGACACUGGUACCGAGCAGAUAUAA